Tribolium castaneum (red flour beetle) is the source of this 2110-nucleotide messenger RNA. RefSeq lists its product as uncharacterized. NCBI's taxonomy places the organism in Eukaryota, Metazoa, Arthropoda, Insecta, Coleoptera, Tenebrionidae. Gene Ontology annotation, cellular component: cytoplasm. The transcript is spliced from 6 exons. The coding region runs from base 568 to 1863 and encodes 431 amino acids. The record is from RefSeq and is a predicted model, not a curated record.
ACUGACACAUAUUACAAACAAAAAUUCUUGUAUGUACGAUAAGUAAAAUCAAGAAAUGUUUACCCAUUUUUUUUGUAAUAUAUUUACGACUUAUUUAUUGCUGUGUAUACAUAUGUAGAAAAGAGUGGUUUACGUGUAAAUAAUUUUGAUUUUUGUGGUUAUUCGAUUUUUGACAUUCUAUUCUGCACAGAAUGAGUAACAGUGGUUUUGGAUAAUGUUGGACUGUUUUCGUUUAUAAUAGGUGCCUUUCUGCAUUUUAUAAUAAAGCUUGGAAUUUCCAAACCGUUACAGAUACCUGUUUUCCAACCUUGGACCUAUCACAUUUUUACUACAUUCUUGUAUUUUUGUAUAAUAACGUUGUGUGUUAAUUAAAUUAAAUUAUUACUAAUAAAUAUUUGCUUAUUUCCCGCUCGAAUUCAAAACUACGGUUGUUGGUCACCCUGCUGUUUGACAGCCAUUUAUUGACAUGCGAUUUUAAAAAUGGCUUAAAUCUUGGUUGUAUCUAAAGUGGAACAAACAGGCAUUAAUGUAAUCAAAAGACUGUCUUCGAACAAUUUGGAAUCACAAAUGAGCGGUGAGGCAAGUCCUGACAAAAUGGACAUUUCGGAAACAUCUGACACGUCCAGUCACGAAAUAAGCAAUUCUAGUCAAGUUUUGAGGUUCGAAUGCGAACAAGAAAAGCCCGAUUUGGAUAACGCAACAUCUUCAAUCAAAAGCGUGUCUUUAAACGCAACAAAUUCACAUCCGUUGAUGUACACAUGCACUUCUCCCAUUUCCCCAGACUUCCCCGACUUGAUUCCCGAAAAACCGAAAAGCAAACACGGGAAUUAUAAUACCAUCAAACAGGAGACGGGGGGUGAAGAGCUGGAAGGGUGUUUACACUUUAAUUUGCCCCCUUUAAACGAGUACAAUGAAUUACCAGAUUUUCCUGAAAGUCCCUCAGCUUUAAAAAAAUCGCUAAUGUAUGAUUUGCCUUUAGAGGUUACCACCAAUACUGAAUUGAGUGAUACUGAAAAUGAUAAGUCUGUUUAUGAAGCACACCUUAGUUCUAAUUUGCAAAACGUAUGUCUCACUAUGAAUGAAAAGGAAGGUAACUUGAAUUUUUUGGCUCACAAAAAGCGCAGCAAUAAACUCCGCCGCGUGAAAGUAAUGGAAACGGAAGCGAGCGAAGAGAGCGAUAUUUCUUCACUUGACAGCAUUUCCGAGAGUCUAAAAUCGGAGCACGUCUUUACCGGAGGACAGUUGGAAAUUGGUGUCGAAGAGCAAGACAAUUCUUCUGAACCCAUUGAGCCUUUAAGCGCAGCCGAUGAACGAAGACAUGCGCGUCAUUGGCAGCGGAUGGUGCUGCCAGGAGGCGAACAACGAACUAUAGACAUGCGGGUGAUUGAACCAUACAAAAGGGUGCUUUCCCAUGGAGGGUAUCUUCGAGCUGGGGGACAUACAGCGAUCGUCAUUUUUUCCGCUUGUUACCUCCCUGAUCGAUCCAGAGUUGACUAUGUUUACGUCAUGGAUAAUCUCUUUUUAUAUAUACUUUGGACUCUCGAGCGGUUAGUGACCGAUGAUUAUGUCUUGGUGUAUCUACACGGUGGUGCAACGAAAUUGCCAGCGUUCAGUUGGCUGAAAAAAUGCUACCAAAUGGUAGGGCGCAAGUUGCGUAAAAAUUUGAGUCAUUUGUAUCUUGUGCAUCCAACGCUUUGGAUCAAGACGAUGCUGUUCAUGGCAAAGCCGUUUAUCAGCUCAAAGUUCUAUCGAAAAAUAAGUUACGUAUCGUCGCUGAAGGAGUUGAUGGUGCGUGUUCCUCUCGAAGCGGCUGCAAUUCCUGAUAAAGUCAAAGCUUAUGACAGUUUACACUGUGUUACGUAGUUUAAAACACAACCGUCAUGCCUUGCCUAUCUAAACAUUCCUAAAGCUUUACCUUAUUGUACUUAAACCAGGCUUUGGUUUUGAUACAUCGAAUUAUUUAUAUAUUUAUAUCGUUUUGUGAAUUUGUUAUUUUAUUGAUUUUCUUUAUUUUUUUAAAAGAAUGUUGAGAAGUGGUUUACGUGAAGUAAUGUAGGUAUGUCAUUAGCAAUGUGUCUCUAGGAUGUAAUAAAGAGGGUAUUGUUGGUAA